Aspergillus lentulus is the source of this 591-nucleotide messenger RNA. The record is from RefSeq and is a predicted model, not a curated record. NCBI's taxonomy places the organism in Eukaryota, Fungi, Ascomycota, Eurotiomycetes, Eurotiales, Aspergillaceae.
AUGGCCCAAUCCAACGACCUACAGGUCCUCCCCCCGAGCGCCGGCUAUAGCAUCGUGGCAGUGCCCGUCGGGCUUAUUCUGCUCUGGGGACGGAUGUCGACAGUAGCUGCGGUCAUGGCACCGUGGCUCGGUUUCGCCUGUGGCAUUGCUGUUUGGUUCGUUACUGCAAUGAAACGGUCUGGGGCGAUUAACGUCGAGACGACGGCGGAUGGGACGAAUGCCGUUGCGGGGAAACUUGCUUCCUUUGGCGUUGGUAUCGUCUCUGCUGUGGUUCUGAGCUACCUUUUUCCGAAGAGGUAUCCGUGUAUGGAUGCCCAGGUUGCGCCGGGAAUAGAGGGAGUGACUCCGACGCCUCAGGAGGACGCAGGACAACCAGCACUGGCAAAGAAUGAGAGUGUCGAGUUCGUCCAUGACAAGCAGAUCGGGCCUAUGAAUCCAAUUCUGGUCCGUAAGGCAGAACGCCUGGCGCCGGGAGCGAGUAUCGCCUUUAUUCUCAUCGCCGUGAUUCUCGUGCCGUUCACUCUCUUCGGAACCAGCUACGUGUACAGCAAGCCGUUCUUCACCGGCUGGGUAAUCGUGUCGCUGAUCUGA